AUGGACAAUGCCACAAUAGCAAGCACGGUUAAUGGAAGCCAAGACGAUUUUGCCAUUGCUUUGAAAAAAUUUGACCAAUUGGAUACAGAGGUAGAUAUAUCGUUACCUAGAGGAUUAACGCCCUUUACUAUUGAUAAUGGUAUUUCUGCUAUUGCUUCCAAUGGCAAUGAUAAUGAAGAUAUCUAUCAAGAAGAAGAAAAACAACAACAUUUACAAAGUAAGCAAAAUUCUCCAUUUUAUAAAUCAAUGGAUCCAGCAAAAGCUCGAAAUAACAUUGAAGUGGAUUUAUCGUUAAUGCCAAAUAACUCUUCUGCCACUCAAACGUCGUCAACCUUCUCAAUAUUUGUGAAUAGUGAUAUUCAAGAUAAGAAGACCUCGUUGGUUCAAGACUCCAAUUAUAUAGAGCAAAUUCUCGAUAAUAAUCAAUCAAUUGUACUACUAGAUGAAGAGAUAGCUGGAAACCCAAAAGAUGAUGAGAUUGAAUUAUUCAAAGAACUCAAUGAUAAGGAAAUAGGAGCUAAUUCGAUGAAUAAUUUUGUUAAGAAAAAGGCCCAUAUGGCAAAACCUGCACAUUUCUCAAAGAAACGUAGUAAAAGUGCCCCUACAAUGGUGGCCACACCAAAAUUUAGCAAUAACCAUAACAUUCCUUCUACUCCAAAAUCUUCAAGAAGGCUAAAACAACUACCUAAAACUCCGACAACAGCAGAUAAAUUACUAAAUGCUUCAAGAUCAGAAAAAACAGUCACAGCAAAUCAUCAUAAACUAGAGAAAAGGCUUAAACAUUCUUCAUUAACAACAAAUCCAGCCAAGAAUGGUACGAAUAAUAGUAACACACACAAUACUAUAAGCAAACUGUUAUCCCCAUCUAGAAUACGUUCGCGUAAUUCGCCAAAAAGGAAAAGUAACGGCAGUGCCAUUAGUAGUGGAAGUAGCAUCUGUGAUAGCGAUACGAAAUAUGGUGUAAAAGGCAAUAAUAAUAAAGUCAAAGAUCUACUUUCAUCAUUUGUUCAUAAUAUAAAGGGUACCUCACCAUCAAGACAAAUUUCAACACCAUAUGAUGCCAAACAUAUAACCCAUGUAAGAGUAGAUCAUAAAACGGGGAAACUAAAACACUUACCUAUAGAGUGGGAAAGAACAUUAAUAUCAAAUGGUAUAUCUAAGGAAGAACAAGAAAAAAAUAUGCAAACUGUUAUGGAUAUAGUCCAAUUUUAUCAAGAUGUCACUGAUGAAACUGAAGAAGAGAAAGCACUUGAACUUUUUGAAGUUACAAAACUUGAUUCUGCUUCAACUUCCAGUCCAAAUACUAAUGAGACACCUGUAUCAUCACAGUCAUUGUCCACUAUUUCAAUAGAGAAGAAACAAGAAUUACUAUUGACCCCACAGACAAAUCAGGGAAUUCAAUCCCCUGAAAAGAAAGGAAAUGUUCCUGCAUCACCAUUACCACCUCUUCCAACCAAUAUGGGAAAUGAAACAGUUAAAAUUAAUCAGAUUGAGUAUGAGAUCAUCGAUGAAGUUACGGAUGAAAAGGAUAUGACCAGAACAGAAGCUACAACAAUUGAUGAGGGACACAAAGUAGAAACACCAGUUCUUGAUUCGCAAGUGAACUUAGAGGAAGAAGAACCAACCGUAUUAAUUUGUACCGAUGAAAACCUUCCAGAAGCACACUCAGUAGAACCACCAGCUAUACCUAGAAGACCCACAAAGUAUUCACAUUCUAAUAUACCAAAUUCCAAACAAGAAACUUUAAUGAAAGAGGGGGAUGGAAAGAUGGGAGAUAAAGAAUUUGAAACUAUAUUAAGAAACAUUUGUAAUAAUAGCGAUGAUCCAAGGAAAAAAUAUGCAAAUCUAGUUAAGAUUGGUCGAGGUGGUUCAGCAUUAGUCUAUACAGCAUAUGAAGUUGGGACAAAUUUAUCAGUUGCUAUUAAACAAAUAAACCUAGAAAAACAACCAAGAAAACAAUUGAUAUUGAAUGAAAUCAUUGUUAUGAAAAAAAGCCAGCAUCCAAAUAUAGUUAAUUUUAUUGAUUCUUAUUUAGUUGAUGGUAAAUUAUGGGUUAUCAUGGAAUAUAUGGAAGCCGGAUCACUGACAGAUGUUGUGACAAGGUGUAUACUGAGAGAGGGUCAAAUAGGUGCUGUAUGUCGAGAAGUAUUAAAGGGGUUGGUGUUUUUACAUUCUAAAGGUGUGAUCCAUAGAGAUAUCAAAUCUGAUAAUGUAUUGCUAUCAAUGGAUGGUGACAUUAAGUUGACAGAUUUUGGAUUCUGUGCACAAUUAAACGAUAUCCAUCUGAAAAGAAAUACAAUGGUGGGAACACCUUAUUGGAUGGCACCUGAGAUUGUGGAGAAAAAACAUUAUUGUCCAAAAGUUGAUAUAUGGUCACUUGGGGUGAUGAUCAUUGAAAUGAUCGAGGGUGAACCACCAUAUUUGAAUGAACCUCCUUUAAGAGCAUUAUAUUUAAUAGCAACGAAUGGUACCCCUAAAUUAAAGGACCCUGAAAAAUUGAGUGAAACACUUUCAGAAUUUAUAAACUGUUGUCUUUUUGUUGAUCCUGAAUUACGCAAAACGGCAGCCGAGUUGUUAAAUCACAGGUUCAUAACCGAAAUUGCAGGUCCUAAUAAAUCAUUAUCACACUUAGUGAAACUCGCCUAUUUGCAAAAACUAGAAGAAAAGAACGGUGCACAAGAUCAGUAG
Naumovozyma dairenensis CBS 421 is the source of this 2688-nucleotide messenger RNA. Its product is annotated as STE20 family serine/threonine-protein kinase. Bases 1 to 2688 code for a protein of 895 amino acids. The record is from RefSeq and is a predicted model, not a curated record. The transcript has a single exon. Gene Ontology annotation, molecular function: ATP binding; protein serine/threonine kinase activity. Gene Ontology annotation, biological process: regulation of MAPK cascade; intracellular signal transduction; protein phosphorylation. Gene Ontology annotation, cellular component: cytoplasm. Lineage: Eukaryota; Fungi; Ascomycota; Saccharomycetes; Saccharomycetales; Saccharomycetaceae.